AGAAGGUGCUGAGUAGCUUUUUAAAGCAGUAGACUGCAUCCAUGGGAUGCGCAAAGAUGUCACAAAUAUGGCUGUUGAGUUGUUUUAUGAUACUAACUGGACUGCAGUCAACACAACAAACAGAAAUGAUGACAACGACAAUGAUACCAGGAUAUUUGCAAACAGAAGUGCACAUGAUGUCCAAUAAUGCCAAAAGUACCGCUCAUAAUGGACAGGUCUGCAGUACUUGGGGAAACUUCCACUUCUCCACAUUUGAUGGUGAUUUCUACCAGCUGCCCUAUGCCUGUAACUACAUACUUACCACCGUGUGUGACAGCAGGCAGUCUGACUUUAACAUUCAAAUGAGGAGGGAAUUCAUUAAUGGCGUUCCUGUAAUUAGGUCUUUUAACGUGAAGCUGGAAGGGAUAUCAAUUAUACUUAAUCAAGGCAACAUUACCAUAGACAAUGGAGUAUUGACCAUCCCAGGCUACUAUAAUGGAAUUCGGAUUGAGAAAAUGACCAAUUACAUUAAAAUCAGCUCCAAGAUUGGAUUGACAGUGUUUUGGGAUGAAGACAACUCUUUCUCGAUUGAGAUAUCCAAAGACUUUAUGAAUACAACAUGUGGACUCUGCGGGGACUUCAAUGGCAUCAUGCAGAACGAGUUCACUGAACAUGGUCAAAAAUUAACUCCUGAAGAAUUUGCCCUUAAAUGGAAGAUGGAUGCCCCCACUGAAACAUGUUUGCAGACUCAGGUCAAUUCUCACAAACCGUGCCAGAACCAGACAGACCUAUGUCAAAAACUGCUUUACCAUCCUGCAUUCAAAAGUUGCCAUGACUUGUUGCCCACAUACGUGUAUUCAAGUGCGUGUGCUAAAGACCUGUGUCAGUGCAACAGCAGCCACGAUGUUUGCCUAUGCGACACAUUAUCGGAAUUCUCACGUCAGUGUGCGCAUGCCGGAGGAACACCAGAGAACUGGAGAUCCAACGAUUUCUGUGGAAUAACAUGUCCAUCAAGCAUGAUGCACAGCGAGUGUGGGAAUCCGUGUAAAGACACCUGCUCUAACCAGGAGGGGAGUCAGAUCUGUGCCGAUCACUGUGUAGACGGAUGCGUCUGUCCACCUGGAACUGUGCUAGAUGAUAUUGCACAAACUGGCUGCAUCUUUGUGGAUGAAUGUCCCUGCACCCACAAUGGCAAAAUCUACCAAAAAGGAGAAACAUUGAAAAAGACUUGUCAAAAAUGUGUCUGUUCACAAGGGCGGUGGAAUUGCCAUAAUCUGGACUGCCCUGGCACCUGUGCCUUGUUGGGAGGCUCUCACGUCAUCACAUACGAUGGAAAAGCUUACAGCUUCCAAGGAAACUGUGAUUAUGUUCUUUCAAAGGAUAACACUAGUGAUGUGACCGUACUGGUGCACCUGGCAAAAUGUGGUAUGGCAGAAGGGGAAACGUGUCUUACAUCUGUGAAAUUCAUUGUCUCGUCAUACUCUGUUACAGUUUCAUCCACUGGCACCGUACUUGUAAACAAUGUUGAAUACAAGCUUCCAAUUAUUACUGAUCAAGUGCAAAUCCUCAAGCCUUCUACAUUCUUCAUUAUUGCACAGACGUCUAGUCUUAAGAUCGUCAUCCAGCUUGUUCCCAUUAUGCAGGUGUACCUAGAGGCCAGCACACAACAAAAAGGAAAGCUCAGCGGUCUGUGUGGAAACUUUAAUGAUAUGCAGGCAGAUGAUUUUAAGACAGAAUCAGGUCUCACAGAGGGGACAGCCACAACAUUCGCCAGCACGUGCAAAACCACGCUUUGUCAAGAUUUCAGUCCUAGUCUCUAUGACCCCUGUAGUAUGAGUUUGGAAAAAGAGAAAUACGCCAAGGAGUGGUGUACGAAGCUCAGCGAUCCAGAAGGAGUUUUUUCUCCCUGUCAUUUAGAGAUCAACCCGAAGGAUUACGUUCAGAGAUGCAUAUACGAUGCAUGCAUCUGUGAAAACAGUGAGGAGUGCAUGUGUGCUGCUGUGUCUUCCUAUGUUCAUGCAUGUGCUGUCAGAGGUGUAAAGAUGAAUGGCUGGAGAGAUAGUGGUAUUUGUGACGCAUACGCAAAGAAUUGUCCAGGCAAUAUGAAGUACUCCUAUAUCCAGACCGGAUGUAGGACGUCGUGCCGUUCUCUUGACGAGACCUGUUCUUUGCCCCAUGCACAUGUGGAUGGUUGUGGUUGUCCCGAGAACACUUACCUCAAUGAAAUGAAUGAAUGCGUGCCUGCCUCUGAAUGCCAUUGCUAUGUCGAUGGUGAGGUCAUGGCUCCCAUGCAGGUCAUCAGCAAGGCUGGAAGUACAUGCACUUGCAGAAAUGGCAAAAUGCACUGCACAGGACAUGAGGAAAUUACUACCUGCACAGCACCUUUCGUCUAUUUCAACUGUUCGCAUGCUAAACCUGGACAAAAAGGAACAGAGUGUCAGAAUAGCUGCCAGACCUCGGACUCAAAUCAGUGUACAAGCACACAGUGUAAAUCAGGGUGUGUGUGUCCUGAGGGUCUACUGGCUGAUGGACAUGGAGGAUGUGUGCAAGAAGAAAACUGUCAUUGUGUUCAUAAUGGAGUGUUUUACCAAGCUGGAAAAACUAUAAAGGCAGACUGCAACAACUGCACUUGUAUAAACAGAAAGUGGAUCUGCACAGAAAAUGAAUGUCCCAGAAUGUGUACUAUUUAUGGUGACAGUCAUUACAUUAGUUUUGAUGGUAGAAGAUAUGCUUUCAACGGCAACUGUGAAUACAUCUUGGCCCAGGACUACUGCAACAGCAACAGCAACAGUGGUACGUUCCGUGUUAUCACAGAGAAUAUACCCUGCGGCACCACUGGAACUACCUGCUCCAAAGCUAUUAAAAUCUAUUUAGGGAAUAAACAGUUGCUGCUGUCUGAGGAGAAUAUAAAAUCUUUGAAUUACGACAACGGCACAGAGAUCCAUUAUAAAAUACAUUCUGUGGGGAUAUACUUGGUUAUUGAGGCUGAAAACAGUCUCACCCUCUUUUGGGAUAAGAAGACAAGUCUAAUGGUCAAACUCGGCCCCUCGUUUCAGGGCAAAGUAUGUGGACUUUGUGGCAAUUAUGACGGAGACUGGAAUAAUGAUUUUAUGACUCGUGGUGGAGAGGAAGUGGCUAAGCCAGAUGAAUUUGGAAACAGCUGGAAAGUUUCUGCUACAUGUCCUGAAGCCAGUAAUAUCCUCAACUCCUGUGAUAUGAGACCUUACCGGCAGGCCUGGGCCAUUAAACAAUGCAGCAUUCUCAAGAAUGAUGUCUUUAGCAAAUGUCACUCAGUAGUGGAUCCAACUCAAUAUUACGAUGCUUGUGUGCAAGACACAUGUGCCUGUGAUUCUGGUGGAGACUGUGAGUGUUUCUGCACUGCUGUGGCAGCCUAUGCUUCAGCAUGUAGUGCUCAAGGAGUCUGUAUAUUGUGGAGGAGUCCAAACAUUUGCCCAUUGUUCUGUGACUACUAUAACACAAAUGAAGGCUGUGAGUGGCACUACAAACCCUGUGGACAAUCUUGCAUGAAAACCUGCAAGAAUCCCUCAGGAGUCUGCUACAGUAAAAUUCCUCCAUUUGAGGGAUGUUUUCCCCAGUGCCCUUCAGACAGGCCAUACCUGGAGGAGUCAACAAUGAAGUGUGUAAAAAUAGAGGACUGUGGCUGCUAUGAUGACGAAACUAAUAUACAUUACAGUGUGGGAGAUAUAAUUCCUACAACAAAGAACUGCAUGAAAUGCUUUUGUGAUGUGCAAGGUCCUUCUUGUCACUACAGAAAAACAGAUUGCUACUGUGAGUAUAAAGGGCAAAAAUAUGAGACUGGAAAGAUAAUAUACCACACAACAGAUGGAGAUGGAGCAUGUUUCACUGCUAUAUGUGGGGAAAAUGGAACAAUUGUCAGGAACCAUGACAACUCAUGUGAUAUUUCUACAACAACUGUUACAAUUUUCACUUUCACAUCAACCAUAACUACUGGAGUUCCUCCAACUACAACAGAAAUACAAACUACAACAGAAACAGUUUCUACAACAGAAACGACCACAGUAACACCUGUUCCAACAACAACACCAAUCCCAUCUAGUACAGUAACUACUGGAAUUUCUCCAACUACAACAGAAACAGUUUCUACAGCAGAAACGACCUCAGUAACACCUGUUCCAACAACAACACCAAUCCCAUCUAGUACAGUAACUACUGGAAUUACUCCAACUACAACAGAAACAGUUUCUACAACAGAAACGACCACAGUAACACCUGUUCCAACAACAACACCAAUCCCAUCUAGUACAGUAACUACUGGAAUUCCUCCAACUACAACAGCAACAGUUUCUACAACAGAAACGACCACAGUAACACCUGUUCCAACAACAACACCAAUCCCAUCUAGUACAGUAACUACUGGAAUUCCUCCAACUACAACAGCAACAGUUUCUACAACAGAAACGACCACAGUAACACCUGUUCCAACAACAACACCAAUCAUAUCUAGUACAGUAACUACUGGAAUUACUCCAACUACAACAGAAACGACCACAGUAACACCUGUUUCAACAACAACACCAAUCCCAUCUAGUACAGUAACUACUGGAAUUUCUCCAACUACAACUGAAACAGUUUCUACAACAGAAACGACCACAGUAACACCUGUUCCAACAACAACACCAAUCCCAUCUAGUACAGUGACUACUGGAAUUUCUCCAACUACAACAGAAACAGUUUCUACAACAGAAACGACCACAGUAACACCUGUUCCAACAACAACACCAAUCCCAUCUAGUACAGUAACUACUGGAAUUACUCCAACUACAACAGAAACAGUUUCUACAACAGAAACGACCACAGUAACACCUGUUCCAACAACAACACCAAUCCCAUCUAGUACAGUAACUACUGGAGUUCCUCCAACUACAACAGAAACGGUUUCUACAGCAGAAAACGACCACAGUAACACCUGUUCCAACAACAACACCAAUCCCAUCUAGUACAGUAACUACUGGAAUUACUCCAACUACAACAGAAACAGUUUCUACAACAGAAACGACCACAGUAA
Tachysurus fulvidraco (yellow catfish) is the source of this 5026-nucleotide messenger RNA. RefSeq names its product mucin-5AC-like. The record is from RefSeq and is a predicted model, not a curated record. NCBI's taxonomy places the organism in Eukaryota, Metazoa, Chordata, Actinopteri, Siluriformes, Bagridae. Gene Ontology annotation, cellular component: extracellular matrix. The transcript has 35 exons. Gene Ontology annotation, molecular function: protein binding. The coding region runs from base 42 to 4958 and encodes 1638 amino acids.